AUGAAUGAAGACGGUAUAAAGCGAUUACAGUUUGCAACAAGAGAAAAGCUGAGAAGAUUUAAUUGUAUGCGGGGCAAAGAGUUGCAGCCUGGAGGCUUCUGGGAUGUGGUUGUUGUGACUGCUGUAGAUGAGAGCCAAAAGGAUGCAUACGAGACACAGAUCGCAGAGAAAAUUGAUAGAAAAGAGCUGCCUCUGGGAAUUCAUUAUAAUGUCUUCUCAGAUCCACCUGGAGCUAAAAUAGGGAAUGGAGGUUCAACUCUUUAUGCAUUGCAAUGUCUGGAUGACAUCUAUGGAAAGACGCUGGGCAGAUUCAAAGUUAUUCUUAUCCAUGCAGGAGGGUUCAGCCAGCGUUUACCCAACGCGAGUGCCCUGGGGAAGAUCUUCACCGCCCUUCCCAUCGGUGAACCUCUCUAUCAGAUGCUAGAGCUCAAACUGGCAAUGUAUGUGGAUUUCCCAUCUCAAAUGAAGCCUGGCAUACUGGUGACCUGUGCAGAUGACAUAGAAAUUUACAGUAUUGCAGAGGACGAGAGUGUCAGGUUUGACAAGCCUGGCUUUACUGCCCUUGCCCAUCCUUCCCUGCUCUCCGUUGGAACUACCCACGGGGUAUUUGUGUUGGAGCAGCAUGAAAAGACCGAGCCUUCAGAAAUGGAAUACAUUUCCUGCCUUCACUUCCUGCAUAAGCCAAGCAUCAGCAAGAUGCGAGACAGUGGUGCUGUCUGUCAGAUGCGCGGGGUUGGCAGCUCUUUGACCAACACUGAAUUUGUCUACACAGACAGUACAUAUUACUUGGACUAUGACACUGCAAUAGCUCUUUGUGGUUUAUUGAAAGAGGUUGGGCCUUUGGAGUGUGAAAUUGACGCCUACGGGGAUUUCCUCCAAGCACUGGGGCCCAAAGCCACCAUAGCAUACACCUGUGACACUGCUAACGUCACCCAACAGCAGAGCAGCCUGGUGGAGAUACGUAAGAAGAUAUUUCAUCGUCUCAGAGGAACGCCCUUAAAUGUUCUUGUCCUCAACAACUCCAAGUUUUAUCACGUCGGAACCACCGAUGAGUACCUCUAUCACCUUACCAAGGACACCACUCUGAGGACUGAACUGGGUCUCCUCUCCUCUGCCUUUAGUGAUUGUCCUGACGAGGCCUCCGAUGGUUCCAUAGUCUCCUGUGUUAUGUACAGCAUCCUGGAUCCCAGUUGUGCUGUGGCCCCUGGGUCAGUGGUUGAGUACUGCCGACUGGAGGCCGGCGUGACCGUAGGCAAGCGGUCUAUCCUUAGUGGCUGCUGGGUCAAUGUGGGUCACUCUGUGCCCGAAGGAGUCUUCAUGCAUUCGCUCUGCGUGAACAUCCAGGCUCAAACAGCCUUCGUGACCAUCGUUUUCGGUGUGGUCGACAACCUGAAGCGGGGUGUGGAAGGCCCCGCUUAUAUAGAAGGCCUGGAGCUCUUUGGGGUCAGCCUGGAGGAGUGUCUGACCCAUUGGGGUCUGGGUAACGAGAUGCUGAGGUUCUCGGGUGGCAUGUCCAUUUGUAGUUUGUGGAACGCCUGUCUGUUUCCUGUGUGCUCUGACCGACAGCGCUCGUUCUCCAUGUCUUUGGAUAUGGUGCAGGCCGUCCUGAAUGGCUCAACGCUCGCGCUACCCAAGGACACAAAGCUGAUGUCCAUGCACGAGGCUCUACAGUGUAAGAAUCUAGAGGAGAUGUUGAAGUUUCGGAGGGGACUGCACAGUGACCUCACACAGAGGAGGAGGUCAAGCAGUUAACAGCCACCAUGUUCCAUGGAGAUCGUGUUUGGAUCGUCAUGUUGGAAACUGCAUUAAAUGCAACAUGAGCAGUGGGCAGCUGCAGCGCCCAGGGACCAACUCCAGUUCUUCUUUCCAUUGCCUUGCUCAGAGACAAAGGCAGGAGUAUUAACGCUAACAUGCAUGUCUUUUUGAUGGUGGGAGCAAACCGGAGCACCCGGAGGAAACCCACGCAGACACGGGGAGAACAUGCAAACUCCACACAGAAAGGACCUGGAACGGCCUGGGGUUGGAACCCAGGACCUUCUUGCUGUGAGGCAACAGUGCUAACCACUGGGCCACCGUGCCACCACAGCAACUUUCUUUUUGAUAAAGAAAAAGAGGAUGAACCCUGGAAGCUGCAGUUUCACCACAUAAGAAUUGUCCUGUCAGCAGACCAGAGAAACCAGUUUGGUCCGCUUUGCAUUCCUGCCCUCCAGAAGGACCAGAUUCUGUUUAAAUGUGCAAUAUCUUUUACGUGGAGUGCCCUGCCAGAGACGGGCAGGCAGAGCAGUGACAUCACACUUUGGGAAUGUGGGCCGAUGCAAAGCGAACUGCCUUACUCGAAUCUAUUAUUACUUGAGUUUACCAUGGUGUUAUCAUUGAUAUUAUUAUCAAUAAUAACUCGGUCUACAUGGCCAGUCUACAUUUAGCCUACUCUGACAUUUAAUGGCGGCCAUUGUCCAAGUGCGGCACAGUGGUGUUGUGUUCAGUGUGUCGUAUGGAGCCUGCUGCCUCUGUCAGAAACACACCCCAUUGUUCUGGCAGGCUAUGGAUGGUUUAAGGCAAAGAUCACCUGCUGUUUCAUAAAGGUCCGAGGCUCUACUUGAACACACACACACGCGCACGCACACGCACACAUACACAUACACACAAAAGCAUGCUUGUAUUCAAAGGGAGAUCAGUUGUCAUAGUUGUGUGGCAUUCUACUCAAAGAUGAUUAUUUUUAGCCCUGAGCCAUGAUCCCGCUUUAUCUGGCCCUAUGCAGUUCGUGUGUGUGUGUGUGUGUGUGUGUGUGUGUGUGUGUGUGUGUGUGUGUGUGUGUGUGCGCACGUGUUGAGUGUGUGACAGAGAGAUAGAGAGAAUUGUAUUACUGCCUCGCUGUAGCUAACACAACUAUACAAUACAUACAAAACAGAAAAUCAGCAUUUCAAUGGGAAAUUACAAGUCCCGGCCGACUCAGACGUGCACAGGUAAUGUGUUGGGAUGUUUGUGAUCGGGCUGAGGGGUUUGUCUUCAGAGUUAUCUAUAGGGCUAAAGCCACAGAGGAUUCAUCUUGCUUUUUGUUGACAGCUUGUGUUCCCCAUGCUCAUGAUUUAUAAAAAAAAAAUGCAUUGUCUUUUAACACCGUGACUGAAGUUGUCAGAUGGAAAUGCAGAAAUGCAAUGCACUGCUGUCUGGAUUUAAUAGAUUUGCUUGGGAAAACAUUUUCUGUUCAGAGUCAGUUUUCUUUUCUUUUUUCAAAUGGAAAGCUACAAAUGUCGACUGAAUAGUGG
Molecule: messenger RNA, 3266 nt
Organism: Lampris incognitus (smalleye Pacific opah)
Lineage: Eukaryota; Metazoa; Chordata; Actinopteri; Lampriformes; Lampridae
Gene: fpgt
Product: fucose-1-phosphate guanylyltransferase
Exons: 5
Coding region: 1-1752 (583 amino acids)
Molecular function (GO): transferase activity, transferring phosphorus-containing groups
Source: RefSeq, a predicted model, not a curated record